AUGUCUUCCUCUGCAGUGGCCCCAGGCGGCUUGAGAAGUGCUGCUAAAAGAAAGAAUGCUGCCUCCAAGAAGAACAAGGAAGCUAAAGAACAGCCCUUGUCCACGAGAGCCGCUGGCGCUGGUGGUUCUUCGGCCACCAUGUUGAAGCUUUUCACAGAUGAGGCUCAGGGUUUGAGAGUAGAUCCAUUGGUUGUUCUUUUCUUGGCUGUCGGUUUUAUCUUCUCCGUCAUUAUCUUGCACGUUUUCGCCAAAGUCUCCGGCAAGUUCUUUUCUUAA
Candidozyma auris is the source of this 276-nucleotide messenger RNA. Its product is annotated as Arf family guanine nucleotide exchange factor SBH2. Gene Ontology annotation, cellular component: Sec61 translocon complex. The transcript is spliced from 2 exons. The record is from RefSeq and is a predicted model, not a curated record. NCBI's taxonomy places the organism in Eukaryota, Fungi, Ascomycota, Pichiomycetes, Serinales, Metschnikowiaceae. The coding region runs from base 1 to 276 and encodes 91 amino acids. Gene Ontology annotation, biological process: intracellular protein transport.